This is a messenger RNA of Cyclospora cayetanensis, 1164 nucleotides long. RefSeq lists its product as uncharacterized. The transcript has a single exon. NCBI's taxonomy places the organism in Eukaryota, Apicomplexa, Conoidasida, Eucoccidiorida, Eimeriidae. The coding region runs from base 1 to 1164 and encodes 387 amino acids. Gene Ontology annotation, biological process: regulation of alternative mRNA splicing, via spliceosome. The record is from RefSeq and is a predicted model, not a curated record.
AUGAGUUUCUCCUUCUCAAUCAAGAAGGCGUCCAAUGCGCCUUCCACCAGUGACUCGGCUGCGUCGAGGAGGGCCCCAAACACAGCGGCACAAGGCACUGCAACGGGGGCAGCAACGGGCACGUUGGCGGCGUUUCGCGAGGCUUUGGAGGCUGAGGGGUCCGCGGAGUCGGAGCAGCAGACGGCUGUCGUUCGUCCUUCGCUUUCCUUUUUUUCGCGCAAACCGAACAAGAAGGAGCAGGAACGGACUGAGGAGCUCCUCAAACAAGACCCCAAAGCCCUCGCAUACGAUGACAUCUAUGAGCAGGUCGGCAGCAGCUCAGCGAAGGAGAGGCAGAAUAAGGCCCAAACUAGGCGCACGUACCUUGGGUAUACAGAGGAUAUCAAGGAUAAAAUCGCCAAAGACGGUGCCACAGCAGACGCCCUCGCCGCGGAUGCAGGCGCCACAGAAGGUUGUUCUCUUUCCCCGUUAGGGGGCGUCAAGGGGGAAGCGGGCUCUGAGGAGGGAAGAAGAGGCCCUGCGGCGCGUUUCAUAGGUAAGCUGCUCGUGCAAGCGCAACGGCGGCAGUUGGAACGCGAAAUAAUUCAAGAGAGGCAAGUACAGAAAGAGAGGGAAAGGGAGGGGGGAGCAGCGGAAGAAGUCUUCGUCACUGCUGCAUAUAGAGCGCGAAUAGAAGAAAGGCUCAAGGUGCAGCAAGAGCUCGAGAGACAGGAAGCCAGGGACGCUGCUAGAGGCAAGCAGAAGGACCUUUCCGCCUUCCAUGCCUACUUGCUUAAAUCAGGAGCGGCGACUCGCAGUGAGGGAGACACAUGUCUGGCAGCAGACCAUGCCCCCGCUGCAGCAGAACCGACAUCACCUGCGGUGAAGAGGUCUGAAACGGCGGCCUCUUCAGUAAAAACGCAAUCCUCAGCACCCCAGCAACAUGAACGUCAGGCAAGGCGGGAACUGGAUGAAGAAAUCAAAGGAGAACAGCUGUUAGACACGAGCCCUGGACCCAGCAGUAUCAGCAGCAAAAUGCCUUUGACAAGUGACAUGGUUUUGCCUUUCAAAAGAGCCGCUGAGCCAAAGGUACAACCCGUGCCAGAGAAGCUCUCUAACAAGGCGCUUGCGUCAGCUAGGGCUAGGUAUUUAAAUCGCAAAAAGCUUAAGACUGAGGAAGAAUAA